UAGGUUGCGCGGGAGGCUGAGAGGGGGCAGCGGGCGAUGGCGGCGGCGGGUCGGCUGGGCUGGGUGCUGGCCGCGCUCUGCCUGGGGAACGCCGCGGGGGAGGCGGCGCCGGGCCCGCGAGUGCUGGGCUUGUGCCUGGAGGAAGACGGAGCAGAGGGCGCGGGGUGGGCCGCGCCGGAGACCACUUUGUGCCUGCGCCUCUUGGGCUCGGGCUUCGCUAACAGCUCCUGGACUUGGGUGGCCCCCGAGGGCGCUGGAUGCCCCAAGGGCGGGCGGGCCGCGACGCCCGCGGGCGAGUGGCGCGCGCUGCUGUGCUUAGAGCCGGGAGGGGCGGUGGCCGAGGAGGAGGCUGGAGCUGGCGCGCGGCGGCGGCGACCCCUACGGCGACCUGAGCAAGGGCGUGCUGCGCUACCGCACCGUGGAGGACGUGCUCACGCCGCUCGAGGACUGCUUCAUGCUGGACGCCAGCGCCGUGCUGGACUUCGGGGUGCUGGCCAGCAUCAUGCAGAGCGGCUACACGCGCAUCCCUGUGUACGAGGAGGAGCGCUCCAACAUCGUGGACAUGCUCUACCUCAAAGACUUGGCCUUCGUGGACCCCGAGGACUGCACGCCGCUCAGCACCAUCACCCGCUUCUACAAUCACCCACUCCACUUCGUCUUCAACGACACCAAGCUGGACGCCGUUCUGGAGGAGUUCAAGCGAGGGAAGUCGCACCUGGCCAUUGUGCAGAAGGUGAACAACGAGGGCGAGGGUGACCCCUUCUAUGAGGUGCUGGGCCUGGUCACCCUGGAGGACGUCAUCGAGGAGAUCAUCAAGUCCGAGAUCAUGGACGAGUCUGAAGACUACCGAGAUGCCACAAUGAGGAAGAAAGCCGCGUCCCUGACUGUCCCUCCUAAGCACAAGGAGGAGUUCUCCCUGUUCAAGGUGUCUGACGAGGAGUACAAAGUAAAAAUCUCACCCCAGCUGCUCCUGGCCACCCAGCGCUUCCUGUCCCGAGAGGUGGACGUGUUCAGCCCUGUGCGCGUCUCCGAGAAGGUCCUGCUGCACCUGCUGAAGCACCCGAGCGUCAACCAGGAGGUGAAGUUUGACGAGAGCAACCGCCUGGCUGCACACCACUACCUGUACCAGCGCAGCCAGCCGGUGGACUACUUCAUCCUCAUCUUGCAGGGCAGGGUUGAGGUGGAGAUUGGGAAGGAGGGCCUGAAGUUCGAGAACGGGGCCUUCACCUACUACGGCGUGUCCGCCCUGAUGGCACCGUCCUCAGUUCCACAGUCCCCGGCAUCCUCACGCCAGCCUGCUCGCCAUGACCUGCCAACAGAGCCUGCUGAUGGCACCCGCUCCUCCACUUACUGUCCGGACUACACCGUGAGGGCCCUCUCAGACCUGCAGCUGGUGAAGGUCACGCGGCUGCAGUACCUCAAUGCACUCCUGGCUUCCCGGGCCCAGAGCCUGCCACCAUCCCCUGAGAAUGCUGACUUCCAGGUCGUUCCAGGCAGCCAGACCAGGCUGCUUGGUGACAAGACAGCUGCGGCAGCAGGGUCCCACCCCAGCAGGCCCAGUGUCCCGGUGGAGGACAGCCCUGGGCGGAACCCCGGGCUUUAACCGCUUGCUGGGCGCCCAAGCUGGAACGGACAAGCACACAGGGAGCUGAGGGGGCCAAGCAGGAGCUUCGCGCCGCCCUGUCCCCGUCCCUCUGGGCCGUGUUUUAGAUGGCCCGUGCAGACAGGGGGCCUGGGCCUCCUCAGUGCCAGGAACCUCUCGGGAGCUGUCGGAGAGGGGUCGCCAAGCCCAGCCCUCCGGACCGUUCCGGAAGGAGCGACAGGAACAGUAUCAUCUCUGGUCCCCAGGGCCCAGCCCUGCUCCUCCGAUGCUGUGAACCGCAGUGAAUUUAUACCUCUGCGCCAGGCUCCGUGCGUGUGCAGUCACUGCCUCCUGUGGCCGAGCCCCGUGCACACCUGACUCCGAGGCAGCCGAGCCCUGCUGCUGGCCGCACCUUCCCAGCCCAUGGAGAGCACCGGCGUUGACCCGGUUUCCAGGUCGCAGCCUUGUCCCCAGUGUCCUCUCUGGCUUCCCUUACAAUGCCCUGUGCCAAAGCCAGAAAGAAGCACAAUUCCCACAAGUCUGUCCCUGGUCUCGUUCCCUCCUACCAGCAGCAGGCCACCCCGGUGGCUUGGAGGAGCCCUGAGCAGCCAGCUCACUUCCCUCGCCGGGCUUGGUCGCCACUCAGUAUUGUCAGCAUCCAUCGUGUGCUGAGAGGUCUCUCGUGGGAGGAGUGCUCCUCCUGGCUGCAUCUGUCAGUCGUCUGCCCCUGAGGCAGAGUCGCCGGUGGUGCCUGUCCUGUCCCGCUCCCGUGGGCCUCUGCAGAGGACGGGCGGUGGCUGGGCGUGACCAGAGCAUCUGCACACCUGUCCUUUAGAAAGGAAAAGCCAAGUUCUUCUUACCUUUGAAGACGGUUCCCGUUCUGUGCCCUUCCUUGUUCCUACCCGUGCUGAGAUGCGGGAAUGAGGGGGCGUCAGUCUUUCCUAAUUUAUCUGUAUUUUCCCUUGAAGUUCAGUUGUUGGAAAUCCGGGCCUCCCAGAGACGAGAGUCACAGGUUGGGGAGGGAAGGAGUAGUUCUGGAGCCUGCCUUUCUUGACGGAAUUCAGGUCCUCCUAUAUGGGGCCAAGGCCAAAAGAACAGUGAAGCACUUGCUUAGAAACUGUUCUCCAGGAACAGCUCUGAGAACCAUCCCCGGGGGAAAUGAACUUUCCCUUCAUCUCUGUCCAGAACAGUGGUUCUAGACCGUGGCUGUACCUUGGGGUCACCUGGAAAAUGAAACACGGGGCUCCCUGGGCCCACUCCUGGAACUUGGUAAUUCUGGGCACAGGGGCUUAAUUUUUUAAAUAGUUGUAGGUUCUCAGAAGAGUUCUGUACGCCCUUCACCCAGCCUUCCCAAAUGGUAACAUCUUACAUUACCUUGGUACAUACAUCUGAACUAGAAAUGUAACCUUUGUGCAAUACUCCUAACUGCAGACUUUAUUUGGGUCUUUCCAUUUUUUUCCCCCAGUAAUGUCCUUUUUCUGUUGCAGGAGCCAAUCUAAAAUACCAAGUUGCACUUCCAGCUGUUUUUUCCUAACUCUUUAGUUUGAAAUUAUGACAGAGUCAUAGGAAGUUGCAGGGCUAGAGGCCUCCGAGGCCAGUGUGUCUCGAUGGUUACGUCUUAUGCGGUGACAGUCCUGUGUCAGAGCCUGGACUUGGCCUGGCGGGUUGUGGUCAGGGAGUUCUGCGUUGGUCGGCACACAAGUAGUUCUAUAACUGCCACCACUGUCCCGUGUGACCUGUCUCAUCACCGUCACCGCAAGCCUUUUCCCCAGACUGUCCUGUCGGAGCCGCCCCAGCCCUAACCCUGCACCCACUAAUCUGUUCUUCAUCUCUGUUACUUUGUCAUUUCGAGAAAGUUGUAUAAAUGGAAUCACACGGUGUAAUCACAUUUGAGAUUGCCUUUCACUCUGUUCUCUGGAGCUCAUCCAGGUCGUUGUGUGUAACAGCGGUUCGUCCCUUUCUGUUGCCGGAAUACUCAUCAUCCCCUGGUUGUUUCCAGCGUGGGACUGUUCAAAAUAAAGCUGCUGUGAACGUCCACUGGA
Messenger RNA from Chinchilla lanigera (long-tailed chinchilla), 3624 nucleotides. RefSeq names its product cyclin and CBS domain divalent metal cation transport mediator 3 (gene Cnnm3). NCBI's taxonomy places the organism in Eukaryota, Metazoa, Chordata, Mammalia, Rodentia, Chinchillidae. The record is from RefSeq and is a predicted model, not a curated record. Gene Ontology annotation, biological process: magnesium ion homeostasis; transport. Gene Ontology annotation, molecular function: transmembrane transporter activity. Gene Ontology annotation, cellular component: plasma membrane.